This is a messenger RNA of Pyrenophora tritici-repentis Pt-1C-BFP, 243 nucleotides long. The record is from RefSeq and is a predicted model, not a curated record. Lineage: Eukaryota; Fungi; Ascomycota; Dothideomycetes; Pleosporales; Pleosporaceae.
AUGGCCCCAGAUAGCGACACUAUCGUAGUCCAGCUACCAGAAGACCUCCGGACCCCAAGCAUACUGGAAGACGAAAUGGAGACCGAAGAAAGGCACCAAGACAACCCAACAACACCCAUCGAGCAGACCACCCAAGAAACACCAAGAGACUUUACGGAACUAGGCAGGGUUACGCAGCAAAUGACUGAGAAGUUUACAGCACAGCUUGCGUGCCAGACUGCAACGCUUACAAGCGCCUCCUAA